Molecule: messenger RNA, 1188 nt
Organism: Scophthalmus maximus (turbot)
Lineage: Eukaryota; Metazoa; Chordata; Actinopteri; Pleuronectiformes; Scophthalmidae
Product: odorant receptor 131-2-like
Exons: 1
Coding region: 177-1136 (319 amino acids)
Biological process (GO): G protein-coupled receptor signaling pathway
Cellular component (GO): membrane
Molecular function (GO): G protein-coupled receptor activity
Source: RefSeq, a predicted model, not a curated record
GAAACGCUGCAGACCAGCUCUGCUCACCGUCUGCAGAAGAACACGUGUUGACACGAUUCUAGAUUUUGCUUGUGAGCUCAUCUGAGCUGACAGUGGAUCUUCAUCGCUGAGGUAGAAAUGUGUGUGUUUGUGUUCCACUGACUUCAACAGGUCGAUGUGUUCAGUGCUUCUCUAAAAUGUUGAAUGCUUCUCAAUCGGUGCUCAACAGUACUGCUGCAGAGCAGUACCAGGGCUUACUGGAGAGACUGCUGUUCUCCACCCUGACCACUGCACCGUGCUGCGUGUUUCUGUUCAUUAACGUCACCAUGUUGUUCACCCUGAGGAGCAAAGCCGUGUUUCGUGACACCUGCCGCUACGUCCUGUUGUUCAACCUCCUGCUAGCGGACACGCUGCAGAUGACACUGAGCCAGUUGCUGUACAUCAUCGCUGCUUGUAGAACCAGGCUGACGUAUCCCAUGUGUGGUGUUCUCAACAUGCUCGCUAUUCUCACCAAUGAAAUCUCUCCCCUCACGCUGGUGGUGAUGUCACUGGAGAGAUACGUGGCCGUGUGCUACCCACUGAGACACGCCGCCAUCGUCACCAUCAGGAACACCUCCGUGGCCAUCGCCCUGGUUUGGUUCUCCAGUUUACUAAACGUCCUCACUCGAGUUCUGCUGCUGUUAGACUUUCCGUUCGCAGAGCUGGACACGCUGCUGAUGAAAGACUACUGCUAUAACGUAGCGAUGAUGCUCGGGUCGAUGUCUGAUCAAUACGACAAAGCCUACACUUGUUUUCUGUUUGUCUCAGUCACUGUGACGAUCACUUCCUCCUACGUGGGCGUGAUGGUCGCAGCCAGGUCUGCGUCUGCGGACAAAGCUUCGGCUCGUAAGGCUCGUAACACGCUGCUGCUGCACCUGGUGCAGCUGGGCCUCAGUCUCUCAUCAACCGUUUACAUCCCCAUCCUCACUGUUUCCAGAACUCUACCAAGAAUAGUAUUUGUGCGCAUCCAGAUAGUUUUUUUUUUUUGUAUCUUCAUCGUCCCCAGAUGUCUGAGUUCUCUCAUUUAUGGCAUCAGAGAUCAGACCAUCAGACCCGCUCUCAUGUACCAUCUCUGCUGCCGACUGAAGUUACUCAGUGACUCUCACAGGUCAUGGUGAAAGAUGAAAUGGUCACAUCUGUGAUCAUGUUCAAGGGUUUGAAGGUAUUUGA